Messenger RNA from Melitaea cinxia (Glanville fritillary), 2135 nucleotides. It is a transcript of the gene Nup54, whose product is annotated as probable nucleoporin Nup54. The transcript is spliced from 13 exons. The record is from RefSeq and is a predicted model, not a curated record. Gene Ontology annotation, cellular component: nuclear pore central transport channel; nuclear pore. NCBI's taxonomy places the organism in Eukaryota, Metazoa, Arthropoda, Insecta, Lepidoptera, Nymphalidae. The coding region runs from base 36 to 1754 and encodes 572 amino acids. Gene Ontology annotation, biological process: NLS-bearing protein import into nucleus; protein localization to nuclear inner membrane; nuclear pore organization. Gene Ontology annotation, molecular function: structural constituent of nuclear pore.
CAUUCUAAACGUUAACGUAUCGAUUUUUUUUGAUAAUGUCGUUUUCAUUUGGUUCAAACUCUUCACAAAGCUCUGGUUUCGGUUCUGCUGCUAAACCAACUUUUUCAUUCGGAAGUACAAAUACUGCAACGACUAGUACUGCGGGUUUUGGAGGAUUUGGUACAUCAACAAGUGCUUCUGGGUUUGGUACAUUUGGUGCACCAUCAUCAACUGCAGCGACACCAUUUGGUCUUAGUACAGCUACAACAACUACUCCUAGUCUUUUUGGUGGUACUGGUUUUGGAUCUACAGCAACUAAACCAGCUACAGGAUUCGGAACGGGUACAUUUGGCACAAACACUUUUGGAACUAACACAGGGUUUGGAACUGGCACCUCAACAUUUGGUAGUGCUGCACCAACAUUUGGUACUAAUACACUCGGAGGCAGUACUUUUGGUACUGGAUCAAGCUUUGGCUCGACAUUUGGCGCUAAAACUACCAGUACUGGUUUUGGUGGAAUUGGAACAGGACUCGGAACAAGUACUUUUGGCACAAAUACUUUUGGUCAACCACAGCAACAGCAAUUACAACAGCAGCAACAGCAGCAAGGACCAACAAAUGCUCAUGAAGCUUUAGUUGCAGCUGUGUUUAACUGUUGUGUGUUUGGUGAUGAGAGAGAUCAGGUGCUGGCCAAGUGGAACCUAUUGCAAGCUCAAUGGGGCACUGGUCAAGCAUACUACAGCCGUACUGCACCACCGUUAGAGCUCAAUGAACAAAAUCCACUGUGUCGUUUCAAAGCAGUUGGAUAUUCGAGGCUAGGAGGCAAGGAGGAUAAGGAUGGACAUGUUGCAUUGGUCUUUAAUAAAACUGAACAAGAAAUAAAAAAUAAUCAACAAGCACUCAGCACGUCAUUAUCAGGCCUUUUGGGAAAUAAACCAAAUUUAGCUUUAAAUAUUGAAUCCGUGAAGGCUGUAUCAGAAACCAAGACUCAGGUAGUAAUAUAUAUUGUCGACAAGGGUGCUGGAGGGGUGCACAUAAGUGCAUCAGAGCUGGCUACGUUUUUAAACACUGGUGUUGCAAAAACAAAUCUUACAAAUGCAGGCUGUAGCAGUAUAACACCGGUUACCCGUCCUACACCUCAGAUGUUAGAACAGUACCUGCAGAAUCCACCACCAGGUAUGGACAUGCGGCUGUGGAAGCAGGCUCAAGCUGAUAAUCCUGAUCCUGAUAACUACAUACCAGUGCCUAUUAUUGGUUUCUCAGAGAUAAAGUUCCGGGCGCGCUGCCAAGGUGAGGAGGCGGCGCUGCAGGCGAGCUGGCUGAGGCGCGCCGCCGACACGCUGGCCGCGCUGCGCACGCGCCGCGCCGCCGCCGCCGCCGCGCUCGACAGCCGCGCCGCCUCGCUGCACGCGCUGCGGCACACGCUGCUGCAGGUGAUAGCUCGUCAAGAAGUCGUCGGCCGUGUAGGCAUAGCCCUGAGCCCAGAAGAAGAAGCGGCCAGGGCUCGCUUGCAGGAACUGGCGUCUCAACUGGCUGCUCCACCGUUGUAUAACGGUCGUCUAAAUGAACUGCUGUGUGCUGUCCGAUUACAACGCAGUGCAAGCGCAGGAGCACCGCACGAGAGAUACCACUUGGAUCCAGGCGCACAAGAAGAUGUGAAGCAAUUCCUAUCUCUACAACAGCGUGGUAUGGCUCACUUGCUCGAUACGGCAAGGAAGGAUCUUUCUGCUCUGAACACUAUCGCGGAGGGGAUGGCUCGUCUUGUAAGUACUUAGCAAAGCGUUCAACCGGUGAACGACUAUUCCACGCAUUUCGUUGAGUGGUUCGGAUAAUUGUGAAAAACUAUAACGCCUGAGAUACAUGAUACUGUGUAUAAACCUAAUAAAGUGUUUUUAACUUUCCUUUCAUGUUUUUAUAAAUAUAAAAAGUUUCUUAGUUGAUUGUAAUUAUGGAUUAAAGUCGAAUAUUUUUGUUCAAACAAUUCAUAAAAACUUAUUGUACAACCAUAAUAUUUACUCUGUUAAAAAGUAUCUUGAUAGUGAUAUACCGAAUGUGUUUGAGAAAUAAUACUGUUCAAAUAUUAUUGUAUUCUCAUAGGUGUUUUAUAUUGUAGCCGAUAUAUUGCAUUAAUAUAAAAUAAACAACGAAAAAAUUAA